GCUGCUAUUUUGUAAGCAGUCACGGUAGAUAGGCCAAUACUUGUUUUACGUCUUUAAAGAGGGAGGCACUGGAAGUUUACGUGACCAUUUGAAGCAACAACAAAACAAAAAAUAUUUUGUUUGCAUGUUUCAGGAACCUCUAAAUAUUCGGUACGCAUUCCGUCGUCAACUGCCUAACAAAGUUUCGACUUUGACAUUAGGAUUUUAAUUUGUCCGUGAAAGAAGCGGGUUUUCUAGUACGUGCAAGUAAGCUGCAAAUAUUUGGACGGAAAAAAAAUCGAAAACAUGAGAGGGAGUUCCUAUGGGGACAGAGAUCGGGACCGUGGACGAGACCGUGGGGCUCGGUUUGGUUCUAGUAGCUACGGCGGCAGCAGGGGCGGACCUCCCCCCAUGAAGUUUGGGAAUCCUGGAGACCGCCUGCGCAAGAAGAAGUGGAACUUGGACGAGUUGCCGAAGUUCGAGAAGAACUUCUACAACGAACAUUCGGAGCUCCAGCGUAUGAGUCAGUAUGAUAUUGAUGAGUUUCGCAGGAAGAAGGAGAUCACUAUUAGGGGCACUGGCUGUCCCAAGGCCGUCACCGGUUUUCACCAGGCUAAUUUCCCCCAGUACGUGAUGGACGUGCUUCUGCAGCAGAACUUCAAGGAGCCCACGGCUAUCCAGGCUCAAGGCUUCCCACUGGCCCUGAGUGGGAGGGACAUGGUGGGAAUAGCUCAGACAGGCUCCGGCAAAACCCUGGCGUAUCUCCUCCCUGCUAUUGUCCACAUUAACCAUCAGCCGUACUUGGAGAGAGGAGAUGGGCCUAUUUGCCUGGUCUUGGCCCCCACCAGAGAGCUGGCCCAGCAGGUGCAGCAGGUCGCCAACGACUACGGCAAGUUGUCACGCCUCAAGAGCACCUGCGUCUACGGCGGCGCCCCGAAGGGGCCUCAGAUAAGAGACCUGGAGAGAGGUGUGGAGAUCUGCAUCGCCACACCUGGUCGUCUCAUCGACUUCCUGGAAUCGGGGAAAACCAACCUGCGACGCUGCACAUACCUGGUGCUGGACGAGGCCGACCGCAUGCUGGACAUGGGAUUUGAACCCCAGAUCCGAAAGAUUGUGGACCAGAUCAGGCCUGACCGCCAGACCCUGAUGUGGAGUGCCACCUGGCCCAAGGAUGUGCGCCAGCUGGCGGAGGACUUCCUGCGGGACUACGUCCAGAUCAACGUGGGCGCCCUGGAGCUCAGCGCCAACCACAACAUCCUGCAGAUCGUCGACGUCUGCAUGGAGAACGAGAAGGACAACAAGUUGAUCCAGUUAAUGGAGGAGAUCAUGGCUGAGAAGGAGAACAAGACUAUUAUCUUUGUGGAGACCAAGAAGCGUUGUGACGAGCUCACCAGGAGGAUGAGACGAGACGGGUGGCCAGCCAUGUGUAUCCAUGGAGACAAGAGCCAGCCUGAAAGAGACUGGGUUCUGAUAGAGUUCCGCAGUGGGAAAGCCCCAAUCCUCAUUGCUACUGACGUGGCCUCUCGUGGUCUGGACGUAGAGGACGUCAAGUUCGUCAUCAACUACGACUACCCCAACUCCUCGGAGGACUACGUCCACCGCAUCGGGCGCACGGCGCGCAGCACCAACAAGGGCACAGCCUACACCUUCUUCACCCCGGGGAACCUGCGGCAGGCCCGGGACCUGGUCCGGGUCCUGGAGGAGGCCCGGCAGGCCAUCAACCCCAAGUUGCUGCAGCUGGUCGACUCUGGACGCGGAGGCGGGGGAGGGGGUGGCCGGCUGCGUUACCGGCCCAGUGGCUCCGAUGACAACAAUCCCAACAUGAUGUACCAGGACGAGUGUGAGCGCCGCAUACGCACUGCCAGCGGAGCCAAUAAGGAGAGCCGCAGCAGCUUCAGCCGCGACGGGCGGAGCCGCGACGGAGACAGGUCCUCCUCGUCCUCCUAUCGGGACCGGAGCAGGGAGGGGAGGAGCGGCUACGGCUCGGGAACCAACCAAUACCAGAGCUUCAGCCGGAGCGGGGGCCAGUCGGGCGGUUCCUCGGGUGUGAACGGCGGGAGGCAGGACCAGUCGGGUCAGUCCCAGGGUCAGUUUGGGCCGCCUCCGUCUGGAGGGCCCCAGCCACUCAUGGCCCAGCAGUUUGCCCCGCUUCAGUCCCCCCUCAUGAGCUUCAUAGGGAAGCCACCGUUCCCCUUUGUUCCCCCACCCACUCCCCCCGCCGCAGCACCCAGGAAGUAGAACGCCACCCUUGAAAUCCCAUUAAGUGUGAAGCUAAUGUAGCUUGUGUCCUUCCCUGAGGGGUAUAGGAGUGGGCAGGUAAGGGCUAAUAUAUUAUCAUUUUGUUGUUUUGUAGUUUAGAUUGCUUACUUUUUUUUGUAGAUUAGAUUGCCCUGUAUAUGUGAAAUGUAUUGUCUCUACUUUUUUGUUUUCAAUUGUGUUUAUCACUCUGUAGAACUACUUGUUAUUUUUUUGUCCGUAACUCGGGUGUUCUGUGCUCUCCGGUUUUCUACUUUCCUACAAAUCUGCAACCAUCUUGAAAUAUGAAUGCAAAUCUGUAGUUGCAGUUGCCUUUAACUGUGAUUCUGAGUUUGAAAUAUCUGUAUGGCUACACCCACUUCAUAGAAAAACAGUCUUACUGUAUCUGGACAUUACAGAUGCAAAAAUCUGUCUGUCUUAGAUUAGUAACCAAAUGAGCAUAUCGGAAGUCUCUUGCCUAGUACAGUCUGUACAUAGAAAGUGGUUGUUUCUUAAGCUGAUUCAUUCCACAGCAUUAAAGUUUUUGUAACCAUUGAAAA
Molecule: messenger RNA, 2774 nt
Organism: Osmerus eperlanus (European smelt)
Lineage: Eukaryota; Metazoa; Chordata; Actinopteri; Osmeriformes; Osmeridae
Product: probable ATP-dependent RNA helicase DDX17
Exons: 13
Coding region: 286-2217 (643 amino acids)
Biological process (GO): alternative mRNA splicing, via spliceosome
Cellular component (GO): nucleus; ribonucleoprotein complex; cytoplasm
Molecular function (GO): RNA helicase activity; ATP binding; ribonucleoprotein complex binding
Source: RefSeq, a predicted model, not a curated record